GGAGCUAAAGGGUUAAAAAUUACAAAUGGCUUCCGUUUUCAACUUUCGGCAAUCGUAAUUCUUUGCUGGCAUGGUUUUCUAAUCAAGACCUUUUAUUUGUUGAGACGACCGUGUUCGAUCGAAUCGCUAUUUACCGUCGUAGCCGAAGCCCGUGACAUACAAUCAUGGGUAUACAAGAUUUACAAACAUUUUUAGAAAAUGAAGGAGUUGGAGUUGAUUUAUUUCGAAUCGCUAGAAAUCAGGCAGGUGGAUUUCGGCUGGUGCUCGACGCUGAAGGAUGUUUAGACCGCCUCUAUGGAGGAUUUUUUUCAGAUUGGGCAUGUGGAGGACAAUGGGCCCGGUGCGUUCAGUUUUUAACUACACUAGCACAGGCCCUGGCCGAGCACCAAGUUCCUUUGUGUGUGUGCUUUAACGGAGCCCACCCUGCACCACCAGCCACGCCACAGCAUUGGAUCCAAACUCAAGCAACUUACAGACAGAGAGUCAACUCUGUUUUGCGCCACAUCGUAAUGAAAGGUACACCACCGCCAAAAGUAUGGUGGGUCCCACCUACAGGACUGCAUUCCUGCUUGAGAACUGCUCUGCGAUACCUUAACAUACCCAUUAUGGUAUCUUCUGAUGACCACUGCCAAGAAGUGGUUGGUUUGUGCCGAGAAAAGUCUUACGCUGGUUUGGUGGGUUGCUCUGGGGAGUAUUUAGUUUUCCAACCACCAAGGUACUUCAGCUCCUCCCAACUCAAGCUAACAUACAGAUCAUCUUUGGAGACAAAAGAGUACAUGGUGCAUGAAUUGCCGAAAGUCCUAGAUGUACCUCAGGAUCGGCUUUGCCUUAUGGCUGCUCUCCUCGGAGGCACAAUUCUGUCUGAGCAUAGCCUUACAGAUUUCUAUAAACGCUUAGGAAUCACACAAAAGAAGCAAGUGCCUCCCGAAACUUUGGUUAAGACUGUGUGCCAAUUUGUACGUGAAUUACCAUCUUCGGAUGUUGAUGCAGCUUGCAUUGAAAUAUUCGGAGAUCUCAACGAUUUGCGUGCUGCCAAACUAAAACAAGCAGUUCAAUAUUAUUUAAAUGGGACCAAAGAUGGUUUUCUGAAAUAUAGAACAGCGUCUGGACGUCGACCAAAGACUAACAAAAAGAACCAAAAGCCAGAUAUAAGCCCUCAAUCAACUUCCAUGGAUUUGGACACUUCCAAGUUGGCUACUGAAACAUCUGAAAAUGAGCAAAAAGGCUUGGAAGAUUACAAAUUGGCUACAGCAAACGCGUCUAUGAACGCGGACUUUAACACCGAGGAGGCCACGAGUGACGUUCACCAGCGGAUGUCGGCGAUGACACUGGACGGAGGAGACGCGAGCGCCGCGCAGCCAUCGAAACCCGCCGUAAACGACAAAAACGACAAACCGGCCCCUGCUACCAAAGAGAACCGUCAGAUAGUGAGCAAGCAGUUGUCAAACGACGACAACUGCCCGCCGGCGCCCGCCGAGGUACUUCGCACGUGCGCGGAGAGACACGCGCGCGGGCUCAUGCACCCGCAUAUGCUCUCCAUACUCUCCCACCGACAAAUCGCAUUGCCAGUUCUGAUGGAGGAUGACCACCACCGCGAGAUACCCUCUAUUCACCACUUCUACCGGCCGAUCAGGCAGAACGUUUAUGCUAUACUGUAUAACAUGCACCACCAUCGCUUCAUGGCUCAGAAGGCUAAAGAGGAUGGCCAACCCACUACAUCUGCGUCUGCGAACAACGAUCGACCGUGCACCGUUCAGAUAUCCGAAUGGAUUUACUCGCGCGUCAACCCUGGCAAGAACGCUGAAAUGGUGCCAGGAGUGUGCCUUGAUUGGCCAGUGCCCACUGUGCAGAGGCUUUGGUUCGGAACCGCUCAGGAUGACAAAUGCCGCCGUAUGCGCGCUUUCCUCUCAUGUAUGCGAUCUGAUACACCGCUAAUGCUGAACACAUCCUAUGUGCCCCAACAUCUGCUCAUAUUGGGCACUGUGCUGCGCUUUAUCAUGACAUCUCAAAUCCAAAUCCUGAGGCGUCAAGAACUGGAUGCGUUCUUGGCUACAGCUUUCUCUAGUGAUCUCAUGAAUGCUCUUCAUUUGCAAGAAAUGACGGUGAACGGCAUCAGCUCUCGUGGAGUCCAACUGGGCGCUCUAGUGAUGGCGGGCGCGGAAGCCGCCCUGAUGGCCAACGACGCGUGCGGCGCGCCCGUGCCCUGGCUAGUGGCCGCCCCGUGGCUGUACUUCGACGGGAAGCUGCUACAACGCAACCUGCACCGCGCCAACCACUGCAAGCAUCUGGCACAGCUGUGCGAUAACCACCUAGAUACUGUGGUUAAGGGACGGCAGCACUCGAAACUUCGUAUAACGUUUCCCGCCCCGUGGCUGUACUUCGACGGGAAGCUGUUGCAACGCAACCUGCACCUCGCCAACCACUGCAAGCAUCUGGCGCAGCUGUGCGAUAACCACCUCGAUACUGUGGUCAAGGUCAGUAGACUUGUUUUUAUUAAACGACUCAGCAGAGCUACUCCGAAACGUAAACACGUAAUUUCGGGUCUAUCUGUCACUUUCACUCAUGCUGGCAACUCGCUUUGCGUGAGAGGGAUGGCAGCACUAGAAACUUCAUAUAACGUUUCCCGCCCCGUGGCUGUACUUCGACGGGAAGCUGUUGCAACGCAACCUGCACCGCGCCAACCACUGCAAGCAUCUGGCGCAGCUGUGCGAUAA
Ostrinia nubilalis (European corn borer) is the source of this 2714-nucleotide messenger RNA. RefSeq names its product constitutive coactivator of PPAR-gamma-like protein 1. NCBI's taxonomy places the organism in Eukaryota, Metazoa, Arthropoda, Insecta, Lepidoptera, Crambidae. Bases 165 to 2714 code for a protein of 849 amino acids. The record is from RefSeq and is a predicted model, not a curated record. Gene Ontology annotation, cellular component: nucleus. The transcript is spliced from 15 exons.